UGGGCUUUAUAAACAAUAAUUUGCUAAAUAAUUUGUUUUGAGGCACCCCUGCAGAUAUAAUUAAAGCGCUUGCUGGUCGCAUGCUUGCUACGAGAGAGGUUUUUACCCAGUGCAUUGUUGUAACCAAGGACGGGGGACCAGAAUAAGACAGACAUUUUCUCCCAGCCUCACGAGCGCCUGGAAAGACGCCGAAAAUUCCGCAAUACCGCGACAAACUAACAGAGUCUUCCGCAAAAUAAAAUGAAAUGGACAAUGCCCUCGGCCAUUAGCGGCGCUCCGCACGGCCAAGUGCACGUACCCAGCAACGAGGAGUGCGGCAUCCGCGACGUGUGGAAGCAUAACCUGGAGGAGGAGUUCCGCACCAUACGCAAGGUAGUGCAGAAAUAUCAUUAUGUGGCCAUGGACACAGAGUUUCCCGGCGUGGUGGCACGGCCUGUUGGUGAGUUUCGAUCCACUGCCGACUAUCACUAUCAGCUGCUGCGCUGCAAUGUGGAUCUGCUGAGGAUCAUUCAGCUGGGUCUCACCUUUAUGGACGAUGACGGCAAGACGCCUCCAGGAUACUCCACAUGGCAGUUCAAUUUCAAGUUCAAUCUAAGCGAGGAUAUGUAUGCACAGGACUCGAUUGACUUGCUGCAAAAUUCUGGAAUACAAUUCAAGAAGCACGAGGAGGACGGCAUAGAUCCAAUUGAAUUUGCCGAGCUGCUCAUGAGCUCGGGCAUUGUGCUGGUAGACAACAUCAAAUGGCUAUGCUUUCACUCUGGCUACGAUUUCGGCUACCUGCUCAAGCUGCUUACCGACCAGAAUCUGCCCUGCGACGAGUCUGACUUCUUCGAGCUGCUGCACAUCUACUUCCCCAACAUCUUUGACAUCAAAUAUCUGAUGAAGUCGUGCAAGAAUCUGAAGGGAGGCCUCCAGGAAGUGGCCGAUCAGCUGGAGCUGCGCCGAGUCGGCCCACAACAUCAGGCUGGCUCUGAUGCCCUGCUCACUGGCAUGGCAUUCUUCAAAAUGCGUGAGAUGUUCUUUGAGGAUAAUAUCGACCAUGCCAAGUAUUCGGGACAUCUGUACGGCCUGGGCACCUCGUUCAUCGUGAACGGCAACAACUUCCACGAGAGCAAUGGCGAGACGAGCAGCGCCUCAUGAUUUAUACUGAUGGGCAAUGCUGUUGUGCCUGAUAAAAAGCCUGUCGAACCAGAAGAAGCCGGAGAAGAUGCCGCACCGAAAUCACCACCACUCAAAGACACUCGGACAGCCGAUCCCACUUUAACAGCACAGCAAUAAUCACCGCCCCAAACAAAAGUAACAACAGACCAUUUAGAAAAACUGUUUUUUCACUUUCCAUUUAUAAUAUUCCCGUUCCCCGUUAAAUUCAAUUCUUCAUU
This is a messenger RNA of Drosophila guanche, 1379 nucleotides long. RefSeq names its product CCR4-NOT transcription complex subunit 7 (gene Pop2). The transcript has 4 exons. Lineage: Eukaryota; Metazoa; Arthropoda; Insecta; Diptera; Drosophilidae. The record is from RefSeq and is a predicted model, not a curated record. Gene Ontology annotation, molecular function: nucleic acid binding; poly(A)-specific ribonuclease activity. Gene Ontology annotation, cellular component: CCR4-NOT core complex; CCR4-NOT complex; P-body. Bases 241 to 1140 code for a protein of 299 amino acids.